GAACGUCAAUCAAAAACACAUCGGAAAACACGCUGCGGUCUUCAUUUGUAAACAGCGUAAACAGUGAUUAGUGUUGUACCAAAAAGCAGAUCGUUUUUUAGCGUUUAAACAGUAAUUUUGAGUUUCAACAAGUGAAUAACUUCGUAUUUUGUUUCGUAAAACAUGGGCAAAAGACGUGGCAACCAUAAGCAAAAUCCGUUUGCUAAGAAAAAGCGCGACUUGAAAGAGAAGGAAUCAGAGCCGGCACGACGAGAAAAGCCAUAUGAAGAUAUUGUUCGCCAGAAUGAUUCAUUCGAGACAUACUACAAGCAUCAGAAUAUCUGCAAGCCUGAAGAAUGGGACGAGUUCAUAGCUAAGCUGCGGUCCAAUUUGCCGGUAACAUUCAGAAUCACCGGCUUCAAGAGUCAAGCCCGGGCCCUACUCAAGAUUAUCAAGGACAACUUUUUCUCAGAAUACUACCGUGCGGUAGCCCAAUUCAGAGAAAAUGGCGAAGAAGUGCCAGAGCCACAAUGUUUGGGGUGGUAUCCGAAUGAAUUCGCAUGGCAACUGGAUCUAUCUCGAAAGGAUAUCCGACGCUCGGAAGCUUUAUACAAGCUUCAUAAUUUCCUGAUUGCGGAAACAAGUUCUGGUAACAUCAGCAGACAGGAAGCUGUUUCGAUGAUUCCACCGCUUGUUUUGGGAGUAGAACCCCAUCACAAGGUGUUGGAUAUGUGUGCUGCUCCGGGUUCUAAAACAGCUCAGUUGAUCGAAGCUUUGCAUGCGGGCGGGGAGAAUCUACCCACUGGAUUCAUCAUGGCCAACGAUAUUGAUAACAAUCGGUGCUACAUGUUGGUCCACCAAGCUAAGCGUCUGAGCUCCCCGUGUUGUGUUGUGACCAAUGCCGACAGCUCAAAUUUUCCGAAUCUAAAGCUUAAAACCGAUUCUGGUGAGAUGCAAAAUCUCAAGUAUGAUCGCGUCCUUUGUGACGUUCCGUGUUCCGGAGAUGGAACCUUGCGAAAAAACCCGGAUAUCUGGACCAAGUGGAACCUGCAACAUGCAUGUAAUCUACAUGGACUGCAGUAUCGCAUUGUGAAACGUGGUGCCGAAUUGUUAGAAGUUGGAGGAAAGCUAGUCUAUUCCACCUGUUCUCUGAAUCCGAUUGAAAAUGAGGCUGUCCUUCAUUACCUUCUCACGCAAGCAGGUGAUGCUUUGGAAAUUGUUAAAGCCAGUCACUUACUGCCGACGCUGAAGCACAAUCCUGGUAUCACUUACUGGGAACCGGCAACGAAGGACUUGCAAUUUUACAAGACUUUCGAAGAAGUACCGGAAAUGUACCACACUAUCAUUCGACCACAGAUGUUUCCCCCUGCACCGGAAGAUGCGGCAAAAUAUAAUUUGGAGAACUGUAUCCGAGUAAUGCCUCAUCAGCAGAACACGGGAGGAUUCUUCAUUGCUCUGCUGGAAAAGAAAAAGCCUCUUCCAUGGGAAGCGAGUGAGGCGGACACCCAGAAGGAUGCGGAUACCAAGAAGCAGGAUGAUGAGGAGUCCCAACGAAAAAAGCCAAAAUACCGACGUGGUUUCAAAGAGGAUCCGUUUGUUUUCUUUGACGGCCAGGAGGAGAUUUUCGAUUCAAUCAAGGAUUUCUACCAACUUAAAAAUGCCUUCGAACCGAAAAACCUGCUGACGCGAUGCAAGGAGGGCAAGAAGAAAAACAUCUACUUCAGCUCUGAAGUGCUCCGGAACGUGAUCACCAACAAUGAGGAACGUAUCAAGUUCAUCAAUCUGGGCGUAAAGACGUUCGUCCGAUGCGACAACCGCAACAUGGAAUGCGAUUUCCGGUUGGCCCAGGAAGGGCUGCCCAGCGUCAUCAGCUUCCUCGGUCCCGAUCGGCAGCUGUUCAUCGCCAAGGAGGAUCUCGUGCGGUUGUUAUCGAACAACGAUCCAACCCGGCCGCCGGAGAUUAGCACCCUGUCGGAGGCAACGCAGAUGAGCGUCCAGCUGCUCGGGCCCGGAAGUUGCGUUCUACUGUACGACGACGGCGAGCUGCAGCUGAACGUUGUUGGGUGGCGUGGGACGAAGAGCUUGAGAGCGUACGUUGAUCAGCACGAUACUGUCCACAUGCUGCGCCUGCUGGGCGCCGAUGUUUCCAAAUAUGAGAAAAAUAAGUUCGAGGCUAAAAAGGAAGCCGAAACGGAGAAGGAAACGGUAAAAGAUGAAACAGAAGACAAUGAAAAGAAAGUCAUUGAUGAUGUAAAAGAAAUAGACAAGAAGUCUGAACAAGAGGAAGAAGAUGAUAAGAUGGACAAUGAGGAGAAGAAAGAAAAAGUCUCGAGUUGAAACAACGACUAUGAGUAAUGAAUCGUUUGGUGCAACAACCUACAAAAUGACUUGUGUAUUAUUUCGACUAGAUGUUGAAUAAAUAUUGAUUUGAACUCAAA
This is a messenger RNA of Armigeres subalbatus, 2417 nucleotides long. RefSeq names its product tRNA (cytosine(34)-C(5))-methyltransferase (gene Nsun2). Gene Ontology annotation, cellular component: cytoplasm; nucleus. The transcript has 4 exons. Gene Ontology annotation, biological process: tRNA methylation. The coding region runs from base 163 to 2316 and encodes 717 amino acids. NCBI's taxonomy places the organism in Eukaryota, Metazoa, Arthropoda, Insecta, Diptera, Culicidae. Gene Ontology annotation, molecular function: tRNA binding; tRNA (cytidine-N5)-methyltransferase activity. The record is from RefSeq and is a predicted model, not a curated record.